Messenger RNA from Elephantulus edwardii (Cape elephant shrew), 408 nucleotides. RefSeq names its product clavesin-1-like. The record is from RefSeq and is a predicted model, not a curated record. The coding region runs from base 1 to 408 and encodes 135 amino acids. Gene Ontology annotation, cellular component: membrane. NCBI's taxonomy places the organism in Eukaryota, Metazoa, Chordata, Mammalia, Macroscelidea, Macroscelididae. Gene Ontology annotation, molecular function: phosphatidylinositol bisphosphate binding. The transcript is spliced from 3 exons.
AUGUUUAUUUCAAUAAAAUUGAUCGACAGUGAACUUUGUAAUUUGAAUAGCAUUCAGGAUAGCUUUCCUGCCCGCUUUGGAGGAGUGCAUUUUGUCAACCAGCCCUGGUAUAUCCACGCCCUGUACACACUCAUCAAACCAUUCCUUAAAGACAAGACAAGGAAACGGAUUUUCUUGCAUGGAAACAAUUUAAACAGCCUCCACCAGUUAAUCCACCCUGAAUUUUUACCCUCUGAAUUUGGAGGCACUCUUCCUCCCUACGACAUGGGGACGUGGGCUCGUACGUUGUUGGGUCCUGACUACAGCGAUGAAAAUGACUACACUCACACUUCCUAUAAUGCAAUGUAUGUGAAACAUGCGGCCUGCAAUCUGGAGAGAGAAUGCUCCCCGAAGCCAAUGAAAAGGUAA